Molecule: messenger RNA, 1509 nt
Organism: Parathielavia appendiculata
Lineage: Eukaryota; Fungi; Ascomycota; Sordariomycetes; Sordariales; Chaetomiaceae
Product: glycosyltransferase family 1 protein
Exons: 3
Coding region: 1-1509 (502 amino acids)
Molecular function (GO): UDP-glycosyltransferase activity
Source: RefSeq, a predicted model, not a curated record
AUGAAGAAGAUACUGCUAGUCACAAAUUCGGAACUUGGACAAGCCAACAUAUUUCUUGCGGCUGGCCAUGCCCUUGUCUCGCGGGAUCCCGACGUCGAAGUUCAUUACGCUUCAUUCCCAGCCUUGUCCAAGCCAGUCUUCGAGGCCUCGAGAUACGCGCUGCGAUGCUCGCCCAAAGCCCGCCCGUUCGUUUUUCACGCGCUGGAGGGGGUAAGCUUCAUCGCCGCCUUCAUGGCCGUCAACGGUCUCGAGACAAUUUCGAAAAGCCCGGGCCUGGCCAGCACACCCGAAUACCUGAAGAUGAUGAUGAAGAUUGUGCUGCCGUGGUCUGCCCCUGGGUUCAUCACCAUUUUCCGAUCUCUCGUACGGGUUAUUGAGGACAUUACUCCCGAUUUCGUCGUGGUCGACCCCCUGUUUGGACCGGGUCUUACUGUUUGCGACCAUCUCGGCCUGAAGCACAUGAUCCUCUCACCCAACGCAGUCAAAGACAUGGCGCUGGCCUCCCAACCUUGGGGUGCCAUGUUCUGGAAGUAUCCCAUAAGCGGCUCAGCACUUCCGUACCCCGUGCCUUGGUCCCUACUGCCGCUGAACAUCUACUACGGCCUCUGCGCCGUGUGGUACCACCUCACCGAGCGGGACUACCACAUCGCCGCGGCAGCCAUCAAGCGAGAAACGGGCGUCAGCCUGGUGACGUUCGACAAGGUGGUCAUGGACCGCCGCCGGCCAGAGCGGCGCAUCCUCGUGGCAAGCCGCCCAGAGAUCGACUUCCCGCUUGUCGUACCCCCGCACAUCAUCCCCUGUGGCCCCAUCAUCCGCCCCGUGCCGGCCGUAUCCGAGAUCGAUCCGGAUCUGGACGCGUGGCUCCGCGGCGGCCCGACGGUACUGGUCAACCUCGGCUCGCACAUGGUCAUGACCGAGGCAGAUGCCGUCGAGAUGGCGGGUGCGCUGAGGGCUUUGCUGAACGCGGCUUCUUCUUCGUCGUCCUCGGCAGCAGAGGUAGACGUCAAGUGGAGGAGCCUGCGGGUGCUGUGGAAGCUCAAGAAGCACACGGCGGCGGGUGGUGGGUAUGGAUUCGAACCUGUCUCUGCCCUGCACGAUAUUCUGGGCAAGGAACUGGAUGACGACCGGGUCCGGGUCGUGGACUGGCUUGCCUGUGAGCCGGUUGCCCUGCUGGAGACGGGGAAUGUGGUCUGCGCUGUGAGCCACGGGGGCGCGAAUUCGGUACAUGAAGCGAUACAUGCCGGCGUCCCGCAGGUCCUGCUUCCUUCCUGGGCCGACUGCUAUGACUUUGCCAUCAGGGUCGAGUAUCUGGGCAUUGGCUGUUGGGGGAACCGGCGAGGUAUGCCGCGCUGGACGGCAUCAGAGCUGGGGCCCAUCCUUGUGGAAGUGGUGAUGGGACACGAUGCAGACAAGAUGCGGGCUAGGGCAAAGGAGUUGGUGGCGGUGUGCUCCGAGACUCCUGGCUCUGCUGUGGCUGCAGAUGCGAUCUUGGCCGAAUUAGCGUCCUGA